Penicilliopsis zonata CBS 506.65 is the source of this 565-nucleotide messenger RNA. RefSeq lists its product as hypothetical. The coding region runs from base 39 to 527 and encodes 162 amino acids. NCBI's taxonomy places the organism in Eukaryota, Fungi, Ascomycota, Eurotiomycetes, Eurotiales, Aspergillaceae. Gene Ontology annotation, molecular function: electron transfer activity; succinate dehydrogenase activity. The record is from RefSeq and is a predicted model, not a curated record. The transcript is spliced from 2 exons. Gene Ontology annotation, biological process: mitochondrial electron transport, succinate to ubiquinone; tricarboxylic acid cycle. Gene Ontology annotation, cellular component: membrane.
UCGCCGUCCAGCAGCCGUAUGCCAUGCGCUGGGCGAUGAUGAACUCCGCCUCUCCCGUGGCUGUCGCGAUGGGCAGAAACAUGCAGAUCAGACCGGCUACCUCCGCCGCCAACCUCGCCGAUCCCACCAAGAUCCUCCCCCAGCAGCGCCUUAACCGCCCCGUCGCCCCCCAUCUGACCAUCUACCGCCCCCAGGUCACCUGGGUCCUCUCCUCGCUGAACCGUAUCACUGGCUUCGCUCUGUCCGGCUCUCUCUACCUCUUUGCCUCUGCCUACCUCGUUGCUCCCCUGUUCGGCUGGCACCUCGAGUCUGCCUCCCUGGCUGCCGCGUUCGGCGCCCUCCCGCUCAUCGCCAAGGUGCUGAUCAAGAGCACCGUCGCUCUGCCCUUCACCUUCCACAGCCUGAACGGUAUCCGCCACUUGAUGUGGGAUCUCGGCCGGGGUCUUACCAACCAGCAGGUUAUUAAGACCGGGUGGACUGUUGUCGGUUUGAGCGUUGUCAGCGCCCUGGCUAUUGCGUUUAUGUGAUUUGGCUUUCUUUUUUUCAUUCUUUUUUUUUUCUUUUU